Molecule: messenger RNA, 877 nt
Organism: Rubroshorea leprosula
Lineage: Eukaryota; Viridiplantae; Streptophyta; Magnoliopsida; Malvales; Dipterocarpaceae
Source: the annotation of a GenBank genome assembly
CAAAAAACGGCCAUUAGAAAGAAGAGCCUGGUGGUUCCCUGAACCUUUUGUCCUUAUGUAUGCACCUGGGAAAGGGUGAGAUCUGAUAUAAAACUUCCACAUUUCCUGGGUUUAUUGAAGGUAAGAACGAAACUGGAUUUUGUACGAAACCCAUUUCACAGAGAGAAAGAGAAGAUGUUGGAAGGGAAAGCUUUGAUUGAAGACACAGACAUGCCUGUGAAGAUGCAGAUCCAAGCCAUGGCUUCUGCUUCUCAAGCUCUGGAUCUUUAUGAUGUCUUUGACUGCAAGUCUAUUGCUGCCCACAUCAAAAAGGAGUUUGACAAGAGAUAUGGGGGUGGAUGGCAGUGUGUGGUGGGUUCCAAUUUUGGGUGUUUCUUUACUCAUUCUAAAGGAACUUUCAUCUACUUUGGAUUGGAGACUCUCCAGUUUCUCAUCUUCAAAGGGGCUUCUUCUCCAUCGUCCCCUUGAAACUUAGGCUCUGUUUGUUGUGGUCUCUAGAAAGAUCAAGAAAAAGGCAGUUUAUUUUCUUUUUCUUGUUUCUUUUUUCCUUUUUUUUCCCCAAUGCUAUGUCGGUCAGUGGAGUGGAGGUGAGGAAAAGGGAGAAUCAUGUUCAUAAGAGGCUCAUACAUGACCACAUGGGGUGUUUUGGUUUUGGAUAUGGAUUUUCUCGUGUGGCUUUGAGAGAGAGAGAGAGCCUUGUGCUGCUGGGAAUUGGGACCAUGUGUUAUAUCCUCUUUGUACAAAAAUGAAAAUGGUGGCCUAGUUCUUACUAUGAAGAAAAUGGUGGCCUAGUUCUUACUAUGAAGAAAAUGGUGGUCUAGUUUUUCUGUUUGCAUCCUUUUGUGAAUAUUUCUCAUUAUCCUCAUGAAUUCCUCAA